Messenger RNA from Microtus oregoni (creeping vole), 4151 nucleotides. RefSeq names its product motile sperm domain containing 2 (gene Mospd2). Bases 93 to 1697 code for a protein of 534 amino acids. The record is from RefSeq and is a predicted model, not a curated record. Lineage: Eukaryota; Metazoa; Chordata; Mammalia; Rodentia; Cricetidae. The transcript is spliced from 15 exons.
CUUUGGGCUGGGUUGGCUGGUGAUGAGAUACUUGGUUGCCGGCUGUGGAAGAGGCGACAGCUACAGCUACAAUCAAGUCCGCGACUGUGACCAUGGCCGAGAAUAACGCUCAGAAUAAAGCCAAGCUAAUCUCUGAGACCCGGCGAAGAUUCGAAGCUGAGUAUGUGACAGAAAAGUCAGAAAAAUAUGAUUCACGUGAUGUUGAAAGGCUUCAGCAAGAUGAUAACUGGGUUGAAAGUUACUUGUUGUGGAGACACAGUGUUGUGGAUGAAACCCUGAAGAUGCUUGAUGAGAGUUUCCAGUGGAGGAAAGACUUUUCUGUCAAUGAUCUUAGCGAAUCCUCUAUUCCAAGGUGGUUAUUAGAACUUGGUGGUAUUUAUCUCCAUGGUUAUGACAAAGAAGGAAACAAAUUACUCUGGAUCAGAGUGAAGUAUCAUAUAAAAGACCAGAAAACCAUAAUGGACAAAAAGAAGCUCAUAGCGUUCUGGUUGGAACGAUAUGCCAAGAGAGAAAAUGGGAAGCCUAUCACGGUGAUGUUUGACAUGUCAGAAACUGGACUCAAUAGCAUAGACAUGGACUUUGUACGCUUUAUCAUCAACUGCUUUAAGGUAUAUUACCCCAAAUACCUCUCAAAAAUAGUGAUCUUUGAUAUGCCUUGGAUAAUGAAUGCUUUUUCCAAAUGGGUUAAAUCUCCCAACAGAAAUAUUUUAAAAACUGAGUAUAAAACAAAGGGCAUAGCACGGGACAGAAGUGGAACUGUCAACGAGCUGUGCCUGCGAGUAGUUUAUUCUCAGCGUCUUGCUCGUGGUUAUAUAAACGAUGAGGCCUGGGAAAAAUGCAGAGAUCCUUUCAAGUAUAGCUACCCACCACUGGUAGAUGAUGAUUUCCAGACACCUCUGUGUGAGAAUGGGCCAAUUGCCAGUGAGGACGAAACCUCAAGCAAGGAAGAUAUAGAAGGGGAUGGCAAGGAAACCGUGGAAACAGUUUCUAACGAAGAACAACCAGCUCUGUCAGAAAAGACUAGCCCAAUUGAAUCUGCUUCCAAGACAGAAGAAAAUGAAAAAGUUGAUUCAAAGAUGAAAACUUUUAAAAAGCCAUUGAGUGUUUUUAAAGGGCCCUUAUUACACAUCAGCCCUGCCGAAGAAUUAUAUUUUGGAAGCAUGGAAUCUGGAGAGAAGAAAACUCUAAUAGUGUUGACAAACGUCACGAAAAAUAUAGUGGCCUUUAAGGUGCGCACUACUGCCCCAGAGAAGUACAGAGUCAAGCCAAGCAACAGCAGCUGCGACCCUGGAGCUUCCGUUGAUAUCAUCGUUUCUCCGCAUGGAGGCUUAAGAGUCUCUGCCCAAGACCGGUUUCUGAUAAUGGCUGCUGAAAUGGAGCAGUCCUCUGGCACUGGGCCAGCAGAAUUGACCCAGUUCUGGAAAGAAGUUCCAAGAAGCAAAGUGAUGGAGCACAGGUUACGAUGCCAUACUGUUGAGAGCAGCAAACCGAACACUCUCACACUGAAAGACAGUGCUUCUAACAUGUCAGAUAAAACCAGUGAAGAUCUGUAUCUGCAACUCAAUCGUUUACUAGAAAGCAAUAGGAAACUUGAAGACCAACUCCAGCGCUCUCUCUGGUUCCAGCAGCUGCUGCUUGCCUUAACAAUGGUCUUGCUUGCUUUUGUUGUUUCUUUCUUUUAUUCGUUAUACAGUUAAAGAAGUGGUGCUUGGUCAGAAACGUAACUCCUUUAGACAUUGUUUGGAGAAGAUAUACAGACCGCACUCAAACUUCUCCACCCACCUUCUAGAACUACUGUACAUCUGGGCUUCCUAAAAGAAAUAUGUAGCACAUAGCAGGGUGCCUGGCUUGAAACUAAGUUGUUUGGAUAGAGAAAUGUUCAAGGCAUUGAUUAUUAGAGACUGUAGCUAGUUAGGAAACUAAGUAAAGGCAUAUGCAGUGUGUAAAUCAAUAGCUUAAACAUAAUUUAUUUUUUCUUUUUCAUUUGAAUGAGUUCAAAGCAAAGUUUGUCAUGUAAAUGCACAAGCUGGGCUGAAAAGUCUAUGUAACAUGCUUUGUUGUUGCCAAAAGAUGUAAUCUGCUUUUUUUUAAAAUACAGAAUUACUAGCUGAGCUGACUUACUAGCUUUUCUAUACUAUGUAUGUAAAAUAUGUAUAUUGAAAAGGAGACCUACUUAAGCAGAGUAAUUUAUGUAACCAUGACUUUGUAACUUUGAGAACUACUUCCAGAUGAUAGUCAAUAUUCUUUUUGGAAUGUAAAGCUAUUUAAUGCCAAACCAUUUUAGCCUUUGUUUCUCAGCGUCGCUGAGCAGCCUGCCUCUUAUUAAUCUGGGCUCUUCACUGAUCACUUUGGUUUUGACACAAUAUGGAAAGCUACAUGUGGUUCAAUUUUCAUAGAUUUCUGGUAGCCAUGCCCAGAAGGAAAGUCUCCAAAACAGCCCCCUUUCUCGUCAGUUCUAUGCAGUUUCAUGCCAUUCACUGUGUUUGAACAGUGAACCUUUGCCUGGUUUUGUAUAAGGGCCUACUCUUCCAUUGUCCCAUCUUCACCUACAUUUCAGGGCAAAGGAGUCUCCUCUGUGGACCACAAAUUAUGCCUUGUUCACCCUCACUUUUCCAUGAGAGGAAGGCAUUAGGUAACGUUGUUGAAACUCUGCUUGUUUUAGCUGAUCAUUAGUCUAACUAACCUUAGGUUCAAAAUGAUCCUUGUUAAAAUUGUUGGUGAGAAGGAAACGCUGAAAAGACUGGAGUAUCGUGUGUGCAAUUAUAAAAAGAGGCUCAGAGAAUGGGAGCCACCACUCCCAAUGGGCUCUCAGGACCACUUUGAUACUCUGCCUUCGGUACAUUCAUCUGACUCCUAAAUCCCUACCGAGAUACACCUUGCAGAACCAGAGGCUGAUGCAAUUAGUUUGUGUUGUCAUUAGCAUGACCAGUUUCAGUUGCUUUAGGUUCAAAUGUACAUCUGUUUUGAUGAAAGAAAAGUAGUCUGCCUAGCAAAUGAAUGUUUAGCCAUGUUUGGAGAUUUAGGAUUCUCAGGAGUAGAGUUGGGGGCUCUCAACUUGAAGAAAUUGAUUCCAACACUGAAUUUGGAGGAGUGAUGGAACAGAGCUUCUGAAAAAGUCAGCUGAGGAAUUAAAACCUUAAAAGGACACUAGUGUGAUACUCUGUCUUAACUUGGGUUUUUCUGUUUCAGUUUGCCACCUCCAGAUGUGGAACAGACUGCAGUCCACACUAAGUCCUGUGCACAGUGUCUAUGCCCCUGUAUGUCCACAGAGACUUCCCACUGUGCUGGGAAUCUUCCCAAGUGGUAGAUUCGGGGCCUUAAUACUCUCAUUCCAAAGUAUUUGUCUGUGCUUUACAUUCCUCAUAAAGAAAUGAGGAAUCAAUUAACCAAGAUGAGGAAUAUAAUUAUCCUAACAGUGUUCCUUCAAUGUUGACCCACUAAACACCCUUCCUUGCUUAAUGUCUGGUCAGUUGAAUUUAGUAACAUACCUUGUUGGCAUUCAUUGUAGUGUAACAUACAUGAAUGUAACAUUGUUACAUCACUCCUCAAAACUGUGUGGUAAAUGUGACUAAACAGAACUGUGGACAAUUAACCAUAAUGUCGAAGGCGUCUAAACUUUUCUGCCAAUCUUGAUUAGUCUAUAUAUUUGCAUUUUAUUGGUUCUGUCUUCAUUUAAUCGAAUCAUAUUUGCAUGAUUAUUUUUGGUAUUCUGAUCAAUACUUUUAUCUUUAAUCAUGCCAUUGCUUUCUUGUGAUCAAAUUGCCAGAGAUUUUCAUUUUGAUUUUUGUUUUCACUUGGGAAUGGAAAUUAAUACAUUUUCCAUGAAAACAUUAAUAAAAGAUCAUUAGCUUGAUCUGUAAGCCGCCUAAAAUGCAAUUGCUGGUAAGCCUAGUCUCAAAUUUCAUAAAACCAUAACUUUUUAUAUCUUGCCACUAAUUUUGACUGGAUUUAAUAGCACUUUAUUGUAUAAUUAUAAAAAAUAUAUUCCUAGAAUUGUUGCCAGUGUAAUUUCUCUAAUGUUCUGGUGCUUUUCAUAUAUUUUCAGUAUUUUUAUUACUAUAUUGGUAUUUUCUUUGUAUGAAUUGAUCAAAAGAACAUGUUUUCUAUUUUAAUAUGUUUUAGAAAAUAAUUACAUUUAUGAAAUAAAUAUC